CAUACGUGUCCGCCCUAAUUUCCUUUUCCAUUAUAUACAGUAGUAAAUAAAUCCAUGAGAAUGAGCAGGACCCCAAAAUCAAUGUUGAUCGAACAAAGCUCGGCAACUCCGGCGACGAUCACAACAGCUCUUCUGUCCAAGCCCUGAAGCGGUGACUUUCUAGGCUUGCUUCUUACCAGAGAGAGAGCGAUGGAUCCAGAACAGACAUUUAUUCGGGUGCAAGAACGGUUCUCGCAGAUGCUGACGAAGAGAGUCAGAGCAACUUUGGAAUAUGUGUACCUAUUCGUAGCCAUCACUCUCUUCUGUAUUCUGGUCGUCAUGCACGCCAACUAUGUACAGCAGCCUGGCUGUUCAAGUGAGCUCACUGGUGUUGAAACAACUGAAGCCCAGCUUAUUCAGAUUAAGAUUACCAGUGCUGGCUUGUGGUCACAGAAUGAGUCUCAAUAUGAGGUGAUAGAUGUUUCUGUCAAGGAAUCCGAGUCUGAAAAUCUGAAAGUUGAUGAUGGAGAUGAAUUGACCUUUUUGGCUACAGAGUUUUGGUUGAACUGGAUUGGUUCUGGUACAAAGAAGGGCAAAUUGGCAAUGAAAUCCUGGAAGAGCGAUUAUGAUAUCGUUGAACCCCACACAGAAGUUUCUACCAGUGAUGAAAGCUCCAAUCCUGCAAUUGAUGAUGGAUUCCCUAAAAUUAACAAAGAGGAGUCACGUUUUAGGUUUCCCAUAUCAGCCAAGGAGUCAUUCAAAGCAGUGGCAUUCCGUAUCUACAGAAAGUGGGAUGGACGUUUAUCUUUCUGCUGGAGACAUGGAAAGCGAAUCCUUCGAGGUUUAUGGGAUAUUGCAGGUAUACAUCUGAAUCUUGAUAUUCCCAAAUGGCUGCGUAUACUUCACUUAGACAUGCUCAACUCAUAUGCAGUGCAGUGGCUUGAAAAGAAAAGCAAAGCUUUUGAACCAACUUAUUUAUACACUAUGGAGAAGGGUUACUUCUUAUUGCCUGAAGGAGCCAGGUCUCGUCACAACAUACGUACGGUUAACAUUAGCAUAUCAGCUCGGCAUUCCUGCUUUGGGAACAGGUGGCAGCAACUUCUGAUAAACAGACUUGUUGGAUAUGACACUAUUUUAAUGAAUAGUCUGUUGAGUUCUCCUGGUCAAGGUUUCCUUUAUAAUUAUCAAACGAAGGAGUUCUACAAUCUUACUUAUGCACAUGAGCAACCUGAAAGUUCUGCCAAGUUUGGAGAUUAUCUUGUGACAAAGUGUGGUGUCCUUAUGAUGUCACUUUUUGUUUUCUUCACAACUACAAUGUCAGUUUCAUUUACCUUGAGAGAGACGCAAACUCGCAUGCUGAAGUUCACUGUGCAACUUCAACACCAUGCUCGACAUCGGCUUCCUACAUUCCAGCUGAUCUUUGUGCAUGUUAUUGAAUCCCUUGUGUUCGUACCAAUUAUGAUCGGCAUCCUAUUUUUUCUCUUUGAGUUUUAUGAUGACCAGCUGUUGGCUUUCAUGGUCUUAAUUCUCGUCUGGUUGUGUGAACUAUUCACUCUGAUCAGUGUCCGCACACCAAUAUCCAUGAAGUUUUUUCCUCGCUUCUUUUUGCUCUAUUUUCUGGUGUUCCAUAUAUAUUUCUUUUCUUAUACUUAUGGAUUUUCGUACUUGGCUCUCUCCACCACUGCAUCAUUUAUGCAGCAUCUCAUCCUCUACUUCUGGAACCGAUUUGAGGUUCCAGCUUUACAGAGGUUUAUGCAGAACCGGCGGUCACAGUUUCAGCAGCACCCAGAUUUCCACAUCACGUCUUCUACAAUUCUUGCAUCGACUUUGCAUAUCACUAGAUUAAACACAAGACACCCUGUUCCACAAAAUACGGACAUGACAUCUGGACCUGAAACUAGAGUUCCAGAUCCAGUGAUACCCGGUAACGGUGCUGCACUACUUUCUGGAUUUGAAGGACCAGCACAGAAUGAAAACUCAGAUAGUUUUGGCGGCAAUCCUCUACAGGAUGCAGGGCAACCUGACCUCCGCCAAGCAGAAACUGGUGGCAACCCGGGGACCAUGAAUUCGUUUAGUUCCUUGCUACUGUGGAUCUUAGGUGGUGCUUCUUCUGAAGGUCUCAACUCAUUUCUGUCCAUGUUUAGAGAUGUGCGAGAUCAAGGCCAAGUUUUUGCAGAAAACCCUCAGCCGGAAAACCAUAUAACACAUAAUGCUCAGUAGUAGGGGAAGUGAGUUGUGGAAAGGAUUCUGAUGUGGGUUAAAUAGGCUUUAUACUUAUAUAUAUGUUUAUACAUUCUCGGUAUUUAGUUCGUCGAGAAAGGGUGUAGAAUACAGUAUCAGAAUACUUGUAUGAAGAAGGUGGCUCGAUUGUUUUUAA
Rhododendron vialii is the source of this 2356-nucleotide messenger RNA. RefSeq names its product membralin-like protein At1g60995. Gene Ontology annotation, cellular component: endoplasmic reticulum. Gene Ontology annotation, biological process: response to endoplasmic reticulum stress; positive regulation of ERAD pathway. Lineage: Eukaryota; Viridiplantae; Streptophyta; Magnoliopsida; Ericales; Ericaceae. The coding region runs from base 190 to 2199 and encodes 669 amino acids. The transcript has 15 exons. The record is from RefSeq and is a predicted model, not a curated record.